Molecule: messenger RNA, 846 nt
Organism: Amyelois transitella
Lineage: Eukaryota; Metazoa; Arthropoda; Insecta; Lepidoptera; Pyralidae
Gene: Miple
Exons: 5
Coding region: 108-566 (152 amino acids)
Biological process (GO): mesoderm morphogenesis
Cellular component (GO): extracellular region
Molecular function (GO): heparin binding; growth factor activity
Source: RefSeq, a predicted model, not a curated record
UGCUAUCCCGGCCGUGGCGCGCCACUCACCGCCCGCCUGCCGCGACGAAGCGACGCUCUCAGAACCCUGACUCUUUGUUAGUACCGAUAAAUCAGUGCGCACGAGACAUGGAGAACAAGCAAUGGUUUUGGCUGACUGCGAGUCUCGUGCUACUCUGGCUGUCGGUGGCGGCUGCCGACGGCGAGGUGUGGGAGGAGUCCGACCACGAGGUCCUCGUUAGGAGUGAGAGAGGAACUAAGAAUAGAGAAACUUGUCGCUACACCAGGGGAGCCUGGUCGGAAUGCGACUCUAAAACCAACGUGCGCUCUCGAAUGCUGACCCUGAAGAAAGGGGACCCAGACAGUUGCGAGCGUACCAAGACCAUCCAGAAGAAAUGCAAAAAAGCCUGCCGCUAUGAAAAGUCCUCAUGGAGCGAGUGCAGUCCCAAUGGUGAAAUGUCCAGGACUGACAUGCUGAAAGCUAACAGCGACCCGAGCUGCGACCAGAGCAGGCGCAUUACUAAAAAGUGUAACAAGAACAAACAAGUGAAGUCCACCAAAGACAAGGGUCGCCGAAAUCGUCAGUAAGCGUCUCAAGGAAGUCACUUUAGAUUAAAAUUUAUUAUGACGAAAUGUGUUUGGUUCUAAUUUAUGUACCUAAUAGUGCCAAAAAUAGUGUCGACAAUUAAAUAAUAUUUUCAAUUUUAAUUAUUAAUAUACGUAAGCCAAUAAAUAGCUACAAUAUUAACAGUACAAUUUAUCUCUUAACAUUGAACUGUACGAAUAUUAAAGUUAAGUAGGUACAUAUUCAUUUUAUUAUCACUGGUAAGAAAAAUCUUUGAUAUUAAAAUAAAUAAAUAAGUACUUA